This is a messenger RNA of Epinephelus fuscoguttatus (brown-marbled grouper), 2203 nucleotides long. RefSeq names its product pescadillo (gene pes1). Gene Ontology annotation, cellular component: nucleolus; PeBoW complex. NCBI's taxonomy places the organism in Eukaryota, Metazoa, Chordata, Actinopteri, Perciformes, Serranidae. The transcript has 15 exons. Gene Ontology annotation, molecular function: RNA binding. Bases 136 to 1881 code for a protein of 581 amino acids. The record is from RefSeq and is a predicted model, not a curated record. Gene Ontology annotation, biological process: maturation of LSU-rRNA from tricistronic rRNA transcript (SSU-rRNA, 5.8S rRNA, LSU-rRNA); ribosome biogenesis.
CCUCCGCGCAUGUCAAACAACACGUGCAUCGGCUGCGGGUUUUGGCACCGACUGCUGUGUCCGUCUGCGAACUGCUAAUUUUGUUGAUAAUUACAUUUACCUAAACUUGUGUGGAGGGUCACUUAUCAUUUGUAAAUGGGAGGUCUUCAGAAGAAAAAGUUUGAGAGGGGCUCUGCCACCAACUACAUCACCAGAAACAAAGCUCGCAAGAAGUUGCAGCUGAGCCUCGCGGACUUCAGGCGACUGUGCAUCCUUAAAGGCAUCUACCCUCAUGAGCCCAAGCACAAGAAGAAGGUGAACAAGGGCUCUACCGCCCCGAGGACCUUCUACCUGCUCAAAGACAUCCGCUUUCUGCUGCACGAGCCAAUCGUUGGCAAGUUCAGAGACUACAAGAUAUUUGUACGCAAACUUAAGAAGGCUUACGGAAAAACAGAAUGGUCUGCUGUGGAGAGACUGAAGGAGAACAAGCCGACCUACAAAUUGGACCACAUCAUCAAAGAAAGGUACCCCUCCUUCAUCGAUGCUCUCCGUGAUAUCGACGAUGCCCUCUGUAUGUGCUUCCUCUUCUCCACCUUCGCCCGAACAGGAAAAUGCCAUGUUCAGACGAUCCAGCUGUGCAGACGCCUCACUGUGGAGUGGAUGAACUAUGUGAUCGCAUCUCGUUCUCUCAGAAAGGUUUUCAUCUCCAUCAAGGGAAUAUAUUACCAAGCUGAGGUGAUGGGACAGCUCAUUACAUGGCUGGUGCCAUAUCAGUUCUCCCAUGAUCACCCAACAGAUGUCGACUACAGAGUAAUGGCAACUUUCACAGAGAUGUACACCACUCUUCUGGGGUUCAUAAACUUUAGGCUCUACCAUUCCCUCAACCUGCUCUACCCACCAAAGCUGGACGUUCAAGCAGAGUCGGGGCUGAAGGAAGAGAAUGAGGAGGACUAUGCCAUGGACUCAGAAAGCUAUUUAGAGAAACUGUCAGCUCUGAGUGCCAGUCUGGCACGUGUGGUUUCCACAGCAGAGGAGGAGGAGGCUCAGCUGGACCAGUUUCCCGUUGAAGGGGAGGACAUGGAAAACAUGGAGGCCAGGGAAAGGGAACAGAAACAACAAGAGGCUCAGAAAAAGCUUUUUGAGGGGCUCAAGUUCUUCCUCAACAGAGAGGUGCCCCGGGAGUCGCUGGCUUUUGUCAUCAGGUGUUUUGGCGGUCAGGUGGCCUGGGACAAGUCUGUGUGUAUCGGCAGCACGUAUGAGGUGACAGAUGAGACCAUAACGCAUCAAAUUGUUGACAGACCCAACAUAGACAAACAGUACAUCAACAGGUACUACAUCCAGCCCCAGUGGGUGUAUGAUUGUGUGAAUGCCAAAAUCCUUCUCCCUGUGGAGGACUACUUCCUUGGAGUGACUCUGCCCCCCCAUCUCUCUCCCUUCGUUGAGGAGAAGGACGGAGACUACGUGCCGCCCGAAAAACUAAAGAUCAUGGCCUUACAACGAGGAGAAAAGCCUGCCCAAGAAGAGGAGCAAGAGGAUGAGGAGGGUGAGGAUGAAGAGGGGGAAGAUGACGAAGAAGAAGAGGAGGAGGAAGAAGAUGAUGAUGAAGAGGCAGAGGAGAAGAAUCUGAAAGAGAUGGAAGAACAAAGAUCUCAGGGCAAGUCUCUGCCGGUCAAAGUGACGCCUGGGAAAGUGAAAGUAGAAAAUGCAGCACGCUUGGAGCAGGAGGAGAAGGCAGAGGAAAAGCGUCUGGCCAUCAUGAUGAUGAAGAAAAAGGAAAAGUACCUCUACGACAAGAUCAUGUUCGGAAAGAAGAGAAAAGUCAGAGAGGCGAACAAGCUGACUGCCAAGAGGAAGGCCCACGAUGAUGCUGAAAAAUUAAAGAAGAAAAAGGCCAAAAAAUGAUUCAACUAAUGAUGUAUUUGUCACACUGACUUUAUGUAUUUAAGGUAGAGUGUAUUACAGGUUGAUGUGUCAUGAAACCUGUAAGUGCAUUGGAGAGCUCUGUGAGUGAGUUACAUGCACCAUAGCGGUGCAUCAACCUCUGCAUAACUUCAAGCUGAAAUGCAGGAUGUGACGUAUGGUAAUUGUGUAAUUAUUGAUGUAAAAUUGACUGUUUGCCUUUGUUGUUUGUAUGAACUAUUCUACAUUACACAAAAUAUUUCAUCCAAUUAUUUUAAAGUCUGUACUUGAAACGGUAUUAUAAAGUAAAAACACAAAGUAUUAA